Molecule: messenger RNA, 4888 nt
Organism: Hyla sarda
Lineage: Eukaryota; Metazoa; Chordata; Amphibia; Anura; Hylidae
Gene: PRKX
Product: protein kinase cAMP-dependent X-linked catalytic subunit
Exons: 9
Coding region: 746-1852 (368 amino acids)
Biological process (GO): protein phosphorylation
Molecular function (GO): protein serine/threonine kinase activity; ATP binding
Source: RefSeq, a predicted model, not a curated record
GUGUGGGCGGGUCUUGUAUCAGAUUGACGGCGCGGAGACAUAGCGACACGCCUUGUUACUUGAGGAUAUGGGCGGGGUCAACCGGAUAGGCUCCGCCUCUUCUGGACGCUUUCCUUGUGUGAAUACGCUGCAGUUUGAAUCUGCAGGGAAGGGGAGGAGUCGGCGGCAAUGUGGUGAAGCGGACACAGAAAGUGGCACAACCUCUCACUACUACUGUCCGGACUACCGCCAUACAAAGCUGCCUGUGUGUGCGGGGCCAGGAGACGGGCACGGCUGCCAACUCAGGGCACUGACGGGAGGCGAACCCCGGAGAAAGGAGACUUCUUCCCUAUUGGUGGGUCACACGUCAGCCAGCGGGGCAGAGGCCGGGUAACAGCGGGCUGCCCCAAGCUCCGGGUCACUUGUGAACUGUAUUAUGGGCAGUGCCAUUGUCUAGAUCUGCUACCUGCAUCCACCAGUGUGGCAGUGCCAGGCUCCAGACACAAUGACGGCUGACAGGUCCAGACUGAUGACUGCCGGCAGUGCCACCUGCCCGUCCCCGGGGCUACUCCCGUCUGCCCAGUGAGGAGAGUGCUGCCCCCCGUACUGCCCCUGCUGGUGCAGCUCAAGUGGCUUCUCCCCGUGCCCGGCUCAGGUUACAGCGAUCAGGUGGCAAUACAUGGUGCCCCUCACCUGCACAUAGGAGAAGUGCAGCCUCACUCAUCGCACAGUCCUUGGAUAUCGGCUAAUCGAACAUCGGGCUCCGAUGGAGGCAGCAGCGACCGGAUCCGUGAAAGCCAGAGCAGGUUCCAGAAGUGCCAGCAAGGGCAGCAGUGAUGGGGGGGUCGCCAGCCCGAGCCCCGGGUGCCUUGGACUGACUGUGUGUGGGCACAGCUCCCCUCCCUGCCCCGAGUUCCAGCAUCAGUACAAGUUGGAUGACUUUGACACUGUGGCCACUGUGGGGACCGGAACAUUCGGGAGGGUUCAUUUAGUAAAAGAGAAGACAGCAAAGCACUAUUUUGCACUAAAAGUUAUGAGCAUUCCUGAUGUCAUUCGCCUAAAACAAGAACAGCACGUACACAACGAGAAGUCAGUCUUGAAGGAAGUGAACCAUCCGUUUUUAGUCAGACUGUUUUGGACCUCUCACGAUGAUCGCUUUUUAUAUAUGCUAAUGGAAUAUGUACCCGGAGGAGAACUUUUUAGCUAUUUACGUAACAUGGGACGUUUUAACAACAGCACCGGACUAUUUUACUCUACAGAAAUUAUUUGUGCAAUAGAAUACUUGCACUCCAAAGAAAUUGUUUACAGAGACUUGAAGCCUGAAAAUAUAUUGCUGGACCGGGAAGGUCACAUCAAACUUACAGAUUUUGGAUUUGCGAAAAAGCUUUCAGACAGGACAUGGACACUGUGUGGCACACCGGAAUACCUGGCACCUGAAGUAAUUCAGAGCAAAGGUCAUGGGAGAGCAGUGGAUUGGUGGGCACUCGGCAUCCUAAUAUUUGAGAUGUUGUCUGGGUUUCCCCCAUUUUUUGAUGAUAAUCCCUUUGGAAUAUAUCAGAAAAUUUUGGCUGGCAAAAUCGAUUUUCCAAGGCAUUUAGAUUUAUAUGUGAAAGACCUGAUAAAGAAAUUGCUUGUUGUAGACCGCACUAGACGUCUAGGUAAUAUGAAGAACGGAGCAGAAGAUGUCAAACGUCACCGGUGGUUUAGGUCUAUAGACUGGGAUGCUGUACCGCAGAGGAAAUUAAAGCCUCCCAUAAUGCCAAAAGUAUCCCAUGAAGGGGACACAUCAAAUUUUGAAGCUUAUCCUGAGGACGAUUGGAACAAAGCACCGCCUGUACCCCCAAAAGAUUUAGAAAUGUUUAAAAAUUUCUGAAGUGAAAAGCUACAAAAGCAGCUUAGGACUUGCUGUUUUAAAAUGGAUAUACAUGGGCAUCCGUGAAGGUUGGAGCCUCGGUACAAACAGAAGAUACCUCUGUUAUGAUCAAAGGAGCAACAAGCCAUUGACCUUUCUAUUAGCUUGAAGACGCUGCACAAUUUCAAUGAUUUCCUAUGACAAGAACAUUCCAGUACCCAGAGUACUUGUACUAGAAUGCGGGAUAUUGAUAUUGGCUUGACCACAGACCAUAGCGCGAGAUCAACACUGCAUCUGCCGAUGAACAGUACACAGUGGUCCCAGACCAUUUGGAUAGUUGGACUGAUUUAUGAUGUUGCUGCAACAAUUCUGCUCCUACAGCUUUAUUAGUAGAUUGACAUUCCUUAACUUGUAUGGAUUAGGUGCUCAAAGGGAAUGUAUUUUGACCAUGGUAUAGGUGGUUUUGUGUAAUAUGCAAAUCAACAGUUUUCUACUUGUAAUUGUAUUCUUGGCUUAUCUGCCACCCCCUUCAGAUUGGUUCAAUAUAUGUCAGCAGGAAGAGGCACAAUAAUACAGGAGGACUGGCACAAUUUUCAACAGUAGUUGAACCAUUAGUUUAAAGCAUUGCAGAGCUUCGGGGCCUUUUCUCUGGCACAUUGUGUACUUCAAUUUUGUAAAUAGCUUUCAUUUAGGAAGGUUCAGUGCCAACCGCACAUUACAUAUAACAAGUACUUGUCUAAGCCUGGGAAAUGUUGACGUUAUUUAUUAGAAAAAAAGGAAUGAUUGUUUUGAAAUAUAAAUGUAUACUUUAUACUGUAUUUCGAGCUAUAAGAUGCAUUAGUUGAUGGACUAUAAGACACUUAUUCUAAGUGAAGGCACAUGUCACAACUGAUCAGCAUGAUACACAGAAGACGAUACCAAGUGCUACCAUCUGCUUUCCCUUGGCCUAUUGUUAUCUGCAGCUACUGGAUGUUACAAGAAGUGUGAAGGUGCACAAAGACCUUUUGCUUGCCUGUAGCUAUCGUUGUUAGGUAUCACAAUAUACAAUAUAGGUCUCACAAUAUACAAUAGCUUCUGACAAAAGGGUCUUUUGAGCAUGUACAUGUUUCUUGUGACACUACAGCAUCUGCAGCCCCAACAGGUAGUGUCUUAGGUAUAUUCAUGCUACUUUGUUAUCUUCUAUGUAUCGUGAUACUUAGGGUACAUUCACACUGCAGAAUCUCCGCUUGCAGAAUUCCGAGAGCGGAGAUUCCGUCUGGCAGCCGUCACCACAAAAAUACUUCAGCGGUGAGACCGCGCGGCACUGCGCCGUCACCAUUGAUGGCUAAGCAGUGCUUGCGGACUUCCGCGCAAAGAAUUAACAUGUUCCUCCUUUGCGCUGAACAAUUUUAGCGGUGGAGUAGUCAGCUGCUGAAAUUCCUCGCAGAAUGGGUCUCGCAGAAAACGCGUUCACAGGAAUUCCGCAGUGUGAACAUACCCUUAGGAGGACUGACAGCAGGGGUUGCUGGUGGCAUAGCCUUCUGGCACUGUUCUGGAUUUUACACCUGUAACUGCAUGUCAUAGAAUUUUCCUCUAACCCAGGCAAAAGUACAUCCCAGCCCUGUGGCACAACCCAAAGGUCCUGUAUCGCCAUCAAAUGUGUCCAAUAGGUCAAAAAUACAGUUUGAAAUAUAUAUAUAUAUAUAUAUAUAUAUAUAUAUAUAUAUAUAUAUAUAUUUUCACUGUCCAUAAUGUCAUAUUUCCCAUUUUAUCCAUUAAGCACAAUGCCUGACCUUUCCAUAGAACUAAAGAGGAGAGUGUGUGUCGGGGGAGGGGGUGCUUUUUUCUCUUCGCUGAUUUUGGAAAGCACCAGUAUCUGUAUAUAAAAGAAUAUUAAUGUGACCAUGAGCACAAACCAUGUGCAAAGAUGUAAAUGUUUCUACUUUGCAAAGUCUGAGUUUUAUUUUUUAAAUAUUUGUUUUCAAGACUUUGGUCAGGGACGGAUAGAAUGCAGUUCUUCUUUUUAUUUGUUUUAAUAAAGUAAACUUUGUUUUAUGCCUGUAAAUAUAUAGUUUAUAAAUAAGUGUGUGCCUGAUAAACUUUGAAGGGCUUGUCCAUGGGCUAUACCUGGUAUUGCAACUUCGCCUCAUUCACUUAAGUGGGGUUAAAGAGGUACUCCGCCCUAGACAUCUUAUCCCCAAUCCAAAGGAUAGGGGAUAAGAUGUCUGAUCGCGGGGGUCCCGCCGCCGGGUUUCCCUGCUGCACCCGGCGUACUUUUAGAGCGUCGGGUGCAACGCCGGGGGCUCGUGACGUCACGAUCACACCCCUUCAAUGCAAGUCUAUGGGAGGGGGCGUGACAUCCGUCACACCCCCUCCCAUAGACUUGCAUUGAGGGGGGCUUGGCUGUGACAUCACGAGCAGGGCGUGACCGUGACAUCACAAGCCUCCGCCCCGCAUUGCCAGUCAUCUGGCUCGGAGCAAAGUUUGCUCCGUGCAUCGGAUGUCUGGGGUGCUGCAGCCAAGUUCGCGGGGGGAUAGGAUGGCUAGGGGCGGAGUACCCAUUUGGAUAGGGGAUAUGAUGUCUAGGGGCGGAGUACCCCUUUAAGCUGCCAUGCUAGACAGUCGUAGACAAAAUUGGCACCGUCCCUAAAAUAAAAAAAUUUAAAGACUUUGUUUUCUAACUUUGCACAAUUCCUUGUAAAGUAAAAUAUCUGAGCUGACUAGAAUCAAGAUAAGGCACUUUACAGUUUAUUGUAUUACAAAAAUUUCGGGUUUUAUCAUGGUACUUUUAAUCGAUCAUAGUGGGAGAUCCCCGGGAUACGUCACUGUGCUUUUGAGUUAACUUUUAUUCAAGUUAAAGUGAGAUUACAAUCCAGAUACUUGCAGUGUCAAGUUUAGUAGCUACUUUGUAUCAAUUGAUUUAAUAAAGUCGGUUAAACUUGCGACAUUUCUGACAUUUGUGUAUAAACUGAAGCUGCCCUUCAUCUAGCUGCUUGUAUCCUACAACAUAGUGUUUCAAAUGAUUUCCAGUAUGUUUCGCUUCAUCAUAAUGCAGAUAAUUCAUCCAUUUAUGAUUGA